Messenger RNA from Patiria miniata (bat star), 1633 nucleotides. Its product is annotated as very low-density lipoprotein receptor-like. The transcript is spliced from 16 exons. Bases 8 to 1528 code for a protein of 506 amino acids. The record is from RefSeq and is a predicted model, not a curated record. NCBI's taxonomy places the organism in Eukaryota, Metazoa, Echinodermata, Asteroidea, Valvatida, Asterinidae. Gene Ontology annotation, molecular function: protein binding. Gene Ontology annotation, cellular component: plasma membrane.
GAGAGAGAUGGACGUUGCUGUUGUAGAUAAGAAGAAAAUUCAACAGGCUCGAUUUGACCGUACCGGUGCGUCAAGACAUAACUUUGUGUAUCGGGAUGUCAUGUUUCAAUGCACUGAUGAUGACGACGUCCGCUGUGAGAACCAAUUCGGAGGAGACUGCAUCCCUGGCUUCUGGCGAUGUGAUGGUUGGGCUGAUUGCAAGAAUGCCGAAGAUGAACAGGACUGUGCUUCGUAUUCCUGGUAUACCGGCAUCUCAUCUUUCGACCCUGACUGUGGUGAAAACGAUAUAUACUGUGAAAACAAAUGGCAUACUGAAUGUGUUCCGUAUCGCUGGCGAUGUGAUGGUUUCAUUGAUUGCAUUGACAAACAGGACGAAGAAAACUGCGAAGACAAGAGAGAGAUGGACGUUGGCGUAGUAGAUAAGAAGAAAAUGCAGCAGGCUCGCUUUGACCGUACCGGUGCGUCAAGACAUAACUUUGUGUAUCGGGAUGUCAUGUUUCAAUGCACUGAUGAUGACGACGUCCGCUGUGAGAACCAAUUCGGAGGAGACUGUAUUCCUGGCUUCUGGCGAUGUGAUGGUUGGGCUGAUUGCAAGAAUGCCGAAGAUGAACAGGACUGUGCUUCGUAUUCCUGGUAUACCGGCAUCUCAUCUUUCGACCCUGACUGUGGUGAAAACGAUAUAUACUGUGAAAACAAAUGGCAUACUGAAUGUGUUCCGUAUUACUGGCGAUGUGAUGGUUUCAUUGAUUGCAUUGACAAACAGGACGAAGAAAACUGCGAAGACAAGAGAGAGAUGGACGUUGGCGUAGUAGAUAAGAAGAAAAUGCAGCAGGCUCGCUUUGACCGUACCGGUGCGUCAAGACAUAACUUUGUGUAUCGGGAUGUCAUGUUUCAAUGCACUGAUGAUGACGACGUCCGCUGUGAGAACCAAUUCGGAGGAGAUUGUAUCCCUGGCUUCUGGCGAUGUGAUGGUUGGGCUGAUUGCAAGAAUGCCGAAGAUGAACAGGACUGUGCUUCGUAUUCCUGGUAUACCGGCAUCUCAUCUUUCGACCCUGACUGUGGUGAAAACGAUAUAUACUGUGAAAACAAAUGGCAUACUGAAUGUGUUCCGUAUCGCUGGCGAUGUGAUGGUUUCAUUGAUUGCAUUGACAAACAGGACGAAGAAAACUGCGAAGAGCGUGCCGCUGCGUCAAGACGUAACUUUGUGAACCGGAAUGUCAUGUUUGAAUGCACUCAUGAUGACGACAUACGCUGUGAGAACAGAUACAACGGAGAUUGUAUUCCUGGCUCCUGGCGAUGUGAUGGCCUGCGUGAUUGCAAGGAUGGGGAAGAUGAACAGGACUGUCCAUCGCAUAGCAGCAGCUGGAGCUUUUCCUACAGCGACGGCGGAAUGUUCGAAUGUACUGACGACGCCAUUCACUGCGAGAACCCAUUCGGUGACUGUAUUCCUGCCGAUUGGCGAUGUGAUUACAUCUAUGAUUGUGACGACAACCAGGAUGAAGAAAACUGCAAAGACAAGAGAAAGUAGACGGCAAAGUAGUAGGUCGUGCGAUGGGAGAAAGAACCAACUAAAACCACGUGACACGUCAAUGAAUGACCACGAAAAGCUUUAUUUUCCUUAGUUUUCUUAGUG